Messenger RNA from Papilio machaon (common yellow swallowtail), 411 nucleotides. RefSeq lists its product as uncharacterized. NCBI's taxonomy places the organism in Eukaryota, Metazoa, Arthropoda, Insecta, Lepidoptera, Papilionidae. The coding region runs from base 1 to 411 and encodes 136 amino acids. The transcript has a single exon. The record is from RefSeq and is a predicted model, not a curated record.
AUGAGGAGGGAGCACGGUGCGGUAACCUUCCGUCUGGCGCAGGUGCUGACGGGGCAUGGUUGCUUCGGCAGCUAUCUGUGCCGGAUUGGGAGGGAGCCGUCCGCGCAAUGCCAUCACUGUGCCGAUUGUCCUGCGGACACGGCAGAGCACACGCUGGCGGAGUGCCCUGCCUGGGCGCUGCAAAGGCAGGAUCUCGUGGCGGUAGUGGGCCCAGAUCUUUCCCUGCCGGCUGUAGUACAGAGGAUGACGGAGUCGGACAGAGCCUGGAGGGCCGUCCAAACCUUUUGCGAGGUAGUCAUUUCGCAGAAAGAGGAAGCGGAGAGGCUGAGGGAGGCGUCCAGCCAGGACCCCAUCCGAAGCCGCCGCAGAGGGGGGAGAAGAAGGGCUUUCGCCCGACUUAUCCCUCCUUAA